Odontomachus brunneus is the source of this 1630-nucleotide messenger RNA. RefSeq lists its product as uncharacterized. The transcript has 2 exons. The coding region runs from base 615 to 1154 and encodes 179 amino acids. Lineage: Eukaryota; Metazoa; Arthropoda; Insecta; Hymenoptera; Formicidae. The record is from RefSeq and is a predicted model, not a curated record.
UCUAGCCGAGACUCUUGACCUUUCUUUUGCAGUCCAUUUCGGAGAGCAGACGUGUUCGCAAAGGUGUGCCGAACUUCACAAGCGGCAGAGUUCUAGUAACCAGGAAAGGAACGAGAAGAGUCCGGAAGCUGGUACACUUCCCAGAUACUAACGACUAGCCGUCUACAACAGUCCUAAGUUUGGUUGUGCAGGUCCGAACGUGUUCUUGCGAGUCCGUGGACGUCCGGGUAGUAAUAAGUGGAAAUAGUAGCAGAAGACAGUACACUUACGGUCAAGUCUUAGCAAGAAUACAAACUCACCUCCAAAUAGAGAAUUACGAGAUAACAGCGGGAGAAAUAAAGCGUCACGAAUAUAACACUCCUACAAAAACAAUUAUUAAAAUCGGCAAAAAUAUCCAACGAUCCCCUACAGAGGAAGAUAUAAAUAAAUAAAAACAUUAAAUCACUCGUUCGCCGAACACGACCAAAAGAGAAAAAUUUGCGAACAACAAGAUACAUCAUCACAGUUUUCCACACUGUUCACCGAACUUCUGCCCAAAAAGAUUCAAAGAAACACGUGAAUAUCGUCGGGCUGAAUUCUUUAACCCCAAACACCAUUCUGACCAGUCAUUCCCCAUGGAAAACAAACAAAACAUAACACAAGACGAAACGAUAAAUGUUGCAGAGAUAGAUGUCUCAGAAGAUAAAUCUCCAGAGUUCCUCAUGCAAAACCUAAAUAAAAUUGCGAUACUACCAGUGGACAAAUGGAAACAUUACGUACAAUACUGGGAAAAAGAAAACUUUGAAUCGCGUCGAGGUUAUGAGGCAGCAGUCCAACAAAUUUUGAAACGGGUGCUAGAAACAAAAAAUGAAACGAAAAAGUGCAGUGAAAUCAAUAAGGAUCUUUAUCCAUUCGCAGCAACAUGCCAAGUCACACCAAAAAAUAAAUCAGUAAUAUCUGUAUCGAAACCUCAGGUGAGUCAACAAUUAUUAAGGUCCACACCGGGUACAUCUGUUACAUCCGUAACCUCCUCAUCUAUGAAUCCUUCGAUUAAACGUGAGAAAUAUUCAAGUGACAAUGACGAACCAACCCAGGAUAAGGUAACAGAAGAAGAGCACAACACCAAAAAGAAAUACAAAUACUCUGGAAAAGAAAGAAAUGGAAAGAAAUACUAAGAGAAAUACACAAGCAAUACAAAAAAAAGGAGGAAGAACUAAAUUGGUAACGAUUAGUUUAUGAACUAAUCGUUACCAAUCAUAACGUAGCACAUCGGUAUAAAAGUCCAGAUUAAGUGAUAUGAAGCAGAUAAGGAAACACCUCAUCGGACAAAGAUACGGAUGAUUUGACACAACACAAAGACAAAUCGAUAAUGAUUACUAAGUCUGGACUAAAGGCACACCGAUUUCAAAAGACAAUUGAGUGUAAGUUACCCGAGAACGGUAAAUUCAAAUAAACUCAAUAAUUUCGAGGACGCAAUUGAAUCCCACAAAAAUUAUCCACCUCCCGCCCUCCCUCUGGGGAUGGGGUGGGGGAUAACUUUGAAAUCUUAAAUAGGAACUCCUAUUUUUUAUUACAGAUUCGGAUUCUACAUCCAAAAACACGUAACUUUUGUCUGAACUUUUUUUUCUAUUUCUGAUAGAUGGCGCUGCAU